Molecule: messenger RNA, 4848 nt
Organism: Pleuronectes platessa (European plaice)
Lineage: Eukaryota; Metazoa; Chordata; Actinopteri; Pleuronectiformes; Pleuronectidae
Gene: cast
Product: calpastatin
Exons: 36
Coding region: 16-3345 (1109 amino acids)
Cellular component (GO): cytoplasm
Molecular function (GO): calcium-dependent cysteine-type endopeptidase inhibitor activity
Source: RefSeq, a predicted model, not a curated record
AGGACGUGUGUCAAGAUGCCCCACAAGAAGAGAACCCAUGGUCACCCCAAGCACCCGAAGGAGGACAAGGAGGCCCAGGAGAGUGCAGUGGGGAGUGGCAUCGCCGUGUCAGAGUUUUUGGGAGGCUUGACAGCGCACAUCUUGUGGCACGGCUGGUUGGACACUUCCCUUCUCCCAUGUUCACUCUGCUCCUGGUCCCUCAUGGCGUAUGCAGCGUACUGGAUGAGCCUUCAAAAAGGAGCAGCUUCCUCUCCACUUGACGUCCGACCUAGUAACAGGUCUUCAGCCUACUGUCCCCCGGUGGGUCACUGCUAUGGCAAGUCGCUGCCUAACCAGGCCGCACCCAAACCAGCGGCUCCGGUCUCCACUGUGAAGCCGGCCCAGUUUGAGAAGGCAUCAUCAGGAUCUGCCAUGGCUACAAGGCCUGGGGGGGUUACCGCAGCAACGGGCAGAGCCACAGGAAGUGGUGUUCCGGCAGCAAGAAGUGCUUCGUUAACGGCCAAAACAGAGACUAACACUACGCAGAGGGGUGCUACUGUUAUUGACAUGUCGUCCGCUGGGCCUGCUGUUGUUGACAUGACGUCAGUAGGGGCGAGGGGCGGUCCUCAAGCAAGGCCAAAGACGGCACCUGUCUCCCAAGUCAAAGCUUCAGUUCCCUCUCGUGCCACUGGAACAGCUGCAGCCGCUGGCACGGCAGUGACCGCUGCUGUGACCAAACCUAAAGUGUCGCCCAAAGUCACAGCCAAGGUACAGGUGGAGGUUCCUUCCACAGCAGCUAAAGCCAAAGAGGCACCUGCAGUGGAUCCAUUCGAUGCCCUGGCCAGCAUACUACCAUCCGCUGAUUCUAUCGUGCCCCAACAGCCGGUGUACACCGGGCCAGAGGUCAAAGAGCAUGGCGUCACCUCGGAGAAGGGUCACAAGUGCGGAGAAAGAGAUGACACACUGCCUCCAGGCUACAGAUUUGAAGAUAUGGCUCCAGGUCCUGCUGACGUGAAACCCAUGGACGUGCCUAAACCAAUGAACAAUGAUGAGGCCCUGGAUCUGCUCUCCACUGGAUUCAUGACUUCUCCUGUUUUACCUGCUUCCAAGAAGCAAGAGAUUACGGACAAGGUCUGUUCAGCAUCUGCUGGGCCGGCAAACUUUGCACCGCCUCCUGUAAAGAAAGGUGAACGUCCUGCAGCUGCUCCUCCUGCUGAUAAGAAAGCCAAGAUGGAGAAAGUCUCAGACGAUUUCUCUCUGGAGUCUGUACUUUCCUCUGAACCUACCACGAAAGCAGCUGCUCCUGCGGCUGUGUGUACUGCUCCCCCCGCUGAUAAAAAAGCCAAGAUGGAGAAACCCGUGGUCACCAAGCCCAAGACUGCUGAGGGUGCGUCAAUGUCUCUGGACGCUCUCAGUGCUCUUAGCGACUCGUUGCCAGAAGCCGCACCGAAACCUGAAUCUCCCAAACUCAGGCCUGAGGACAUCGUCUCGGUGGACAAACUAAAGGAGGAGAAGGGGAUGCGUGUAGGAGAUACGGAGGAGUCAAUUCCUCCAGAGUACAGGUUUAAUAGGGCGGAGCUGGAAAAACUGCCUGCUCCUAAACCUGAGCCCACCAUGGCCACAGGUGACGCUCUGGACUUUUUGUCUGGAGACUUCAUGACGUCCUCAGCAGCUCCGUCAGUUCAGGCUCCUGUCGUCGCCUCAGCUUCUGCACAGAAAGUUGAAUCCUCUGCACUUCCCCCUGCUGAUAAGAAAGGAAAAGUGAAGAAAGCCCCGGCUAAAAAGGACACCACUGAUGGCAAGCUCCAGGCUAAUCCGGGCGACUCCAUGUCCCUGGACGCUCUCAGUGCUCUCUGCGACACGUUGCCAGAAGACGCACCAAAACCUGAAGCCCCCAAACUCAGACCUGAGGACAUUGUCUCGGUGGACAAACUGAAGGAGGAGAAGGGGAUGCGUGUAGGAGAUACUGAGGAGUCAAUUCCUCCAGAGUACAGGUUUAAUAAGGCCGAGCUGGAAAAACUGCCUGCUCCUAAACCUGAGCCCACCAUGGCCACAGGUGACGCUCUGGACUUUUUGUCUGGAGACUUCAUGACGUCCUCAGCAGCUCCGUCAGUCCAGGCUCCUGUCGUCCCCUCAGCUCCUUCUGCACAGACCAAAGUGGAGGAUUUGUCAGCUCUGGAUUUGCUCGCUGGAGACUUUGUUUCUCCAGCUAAAGCUACCGGAGUUAAGGCGCCCGUCCCUGUCAGGAGGGAACCCGAGAUUAUGGUUUGUCCUAUGCCCACCCCCGUCCAACAGAAACUGGAACAACCCAAGACAGUAAUCGGCGACUCCAUGUCCCUGGACGCUCUCAGUGCUCUUUGCGACACGUUGCCAGAAGACGCACCAAAACCUGAAGCCCCCAAACUCAGACCUGAGGACAUCGUCUCUGUGGACAAACUGGAGGAGGAGAAGGGGAUGCGUGUAGGAGAUACGGAGGAGUCAAUUCCUCCAGAGUACAGGUUUAAUAAGGCGGAGCUGGAAAAACUGCCUGCUCCUAAACCUGAGCCCACCAUGGGCACAGGUGACGCUCUGGACUUUCUGUCUGGAGACUUCAUGACGUCCUCAGCAGCUCCCUCAGUCAAGGCUCCUGUUCCCCCCCGCUCAGCUCCUCCUGCAAAGCCCUCUGCAGACUCUGCUCUUGAUGCCUUGGCAGGAGACUUUGUUGGCGCCACUGCUGCUCCAAUAGUGAAGUCUGCUUGUGCUCCGACGGAGGCUGAUCUGCAGCUGGCAGCAGGAGCCGACAGUGCCCUGGAUGCUCUGUCCAACACCUUGGAGGAUAUCACACCCAUCCCUCAGCCCACCCCGGUUCCUACCAAAGACAUUGUGAAGGAGAAAAAGGUUGUGGAGGAGAGGUUGAUCAUGAUGGGAGAGCGAGACGACUCUCUGCCGCCAGAAUAUCGACUCACUGAGGAAGAUCUUAAGAAUAUGGCAGAAGCAAAGGCAAAAGCAGCUGCAGCACCCAAGGAGAAGGGCCUGGAUGAUGCUUCAGCCUUGGACCUGCUGUCCCUUGAUUUCUCUGCUGCUCCUCAACCCGCUGCUCCGGUCCAAUCAACUGCAGCCACGACAAAGCUUGAACCUCCUGCGCAGGCCUCAGAGCCACUGAAGCCGAUGGCCGGCGCUGUUCUGGACUCCCUGGCGGACACCUUGCUCCCGGACGCCAAAGAGUUGAAAUCCAAAACAGACCAGGCAAAACCAAAGGGCAAGAGCAAGUCAAAGUCAAAGUCCAAAAAACAUCAUGCAGAGGAGCCAUCUGCCACUGACCUGUUAUCAGCUCAGCUAAGCUCAGACGUUGUGUCAACAACUACAAAGAAGGGAGGCAAGAGCUAGAUCACCUUGUGGUCGGUGCCUUUUGUCCUCGAGGGACGCAGGGACUCAUCAGUGUGGGAUCUGCUCUGUGGAUAAUUGUUCUAUUUUUCUAAAUCAUCAAGAAUGUACAUUGGAUGAAAGACAAACCCACACUCACACACAAAUGCACACAAAUGCACAAACAUGCACACACGUACACACACACAAACACACAUACACACACGCACACACACACCUCUGCGUGUAGUGCCUUUCUUGUUCGGUUUCACAUGUGUUGUUGGAUGAGGAGCUCUUGGUUUCUGUCUCUGCAGAAAGUGACUUUUUUGAAACAUGGAUGGAUAUAAAGAACGAGGGAAGAACAGAAACAGAAAGAGGGGAAACUGGGGAAAGAGAGGAGGUUAAGGCACGUUAAAAAAAAAAGUUUGUUUUGCUGGUUGCUGUGCUGAGUGUGCUGAUGGAAGGAAAGCCUGGUGGUAUAUUGUGACGCUGAUUGGAGUGGUGGCGACUGUCAGCUCGAGUGGGAGAAGUAUGUAGGGGGGGUUAUAGUAUCGGGAUGUUUGUGCAAUCUUGUUGUACACAGAAAAGUCAAGUUUUCUAUCACCAAGUGGUCAGAUGCCAAUAAGACACUAGUGUACAGCUUCGUCUGCGUAUAUUUUGGACAGCGCAUAGUUUACAUGAUUAAAUGUGUGGAGGAUUCACGGGAGGUUUUCUGCUUAAUUCUGCAUCUGAGAGCUUCUUCGCAAAUGCCUUUUUACUUUCUGUAGAGAAAUAUAUGUCAAGAGAAGAAGGGUCUUUUUUUUUGUGUGUGUGUGUUUGGCCUUGCAUUAAAAAAACAUUACUGGUGUCCAGAAGAGCACUUAGUGAACCGAGGUGGUUGCGAGUGUGAACUGCCAUUCUGUAUACUGUAAAAGAAGAUUUUUGUUCUGUAUAAGACAACACUGUAUAAUUUACAAAAGGCUUUCAGCUGUAAGGUCGAAUCACUAUAAUUUCCCCAAGGUAAUUUUUUUCUUCCUGACACAGGUUUUGUUGUGUGGGUAUGUGUCAAAAGAUAUAAGAGGUGUUUUAGAUGUGGGAAUACUAAUUAAAUAAAAUGAAUGUAAAGUUUUAGAUUUAGAAUGUGUAGUUAUUAUGAGAAGUUGGAUUUGACAAUUUGCACAAAAGCAAGCAUGAAGUGCCUUAAAAAGUUAAAUAUAGCAGGACAAAUAUAUCAUAUCAAAUCAGUCAACAAUUAUAUUUUCUUACAGGUGCAAGGGAAGUAUGUGUGUGUAUACAACCGAAUGAGAACAGAAUCUCUUCUUAAAAAAAAAAAUUCUCUCAUCUUGAAUUAGUUCCUUUUCUGUUUCACUCUGCGUAGUUGUAGCCCACUUCCUUCUCUCUCAGGGGGAUCAACAACUAAAAGUCUUUCGCUCAAACUUUAUAUUUUUGUGCCAAGAACCUGAAUGACUGAUGGUGGAUGCAAAUGAGUGGGUUUGUUGUGUAAAAUAAAGAAAAAUACGAAACUUAAAUAAAGACAAAUGCAAUUCA